ACCAAGCGCUCCGUUGCUGUAUCCGGUUGUUUUGUAUUUUUCUGUUGGGAGCCUUGGGAUUUCAUCUUUUGUCAUUUUAAAAUGAUGUGUUAUUUCCUCUGAUAGAGCUGUAAGGUGAAACGCUGUCUGUUUCUGCCUCCUGAAGGUCUGUUGGGAGAAGCUGCCAUGUUCAACCCCAGUGAACUGGAAGGUGAAGUGGAUCACUCAUUUUUUGACAGUGAUUGUGAUGAGGGCAGAGAAGAUGGAAGAGAAAAGAAAGAAGGAAAGCAGAGCUCCAAAACACCCGAGCAGUUACCUUCAAAACAUACCCAAGAUGCAGGUAUGGCUCCGUCCUCAACGACAGAAAGGACGAGGAGACACAUUGACAGUGAGGAUGAGUCCAAGCUGUGCUCUAAAGGGCCCAGUGGAACCUUGUUGGCUUUGAUGGCUGAAGAACUAGAGAUGGAUUGUGUCCACACUCCAAUGACAAAUAAAACAGAAGAAAAAGCCUUAGCUAUGAGUGACGGCCUUAAAAGGAGCAGAGAGAAAUCUGCUGGAAAACCAUCACAUAACCUUCAUCCAUCUCUCACUUUGGCUGAUGCGGAUGCAGACUCUGAGAGCUCCUGUAGCAGUCAGAGGUCCCCCACCCUGCCCAAAACCACCAAGUCAUCUUUACGUCAUGGACUAAGAAGGACCAGAGUGGGCUCAGCAGGAUCUCGGGAUUUGCCCGCUGUAAGUACAGAUGAGUCAGACGACACAGUGACGGAUGUGAGCCCCCUCUCCUCACCUGAUAUCAGCCCUCCCCGGUCUCAUCUGAACCACACCGAGGAGGGGGGAAGCAAUGAAGAGGAGCAGGAGAGGGUGCCCUCCAGUGACCUCAGCAGCAUCCAUCAGGAGGAGCCUUCACACCAGGAAAUGGAUGAAAGCUCCUCCUUCAGUUUAGAAAGUCUGCUUGAGCACAAACUGGUCAUCAACUGUCCUGGAGGGAGGAACAGGAAGAACUACUCGUUUACCAACGAUGAGGUUACGCGCAUAGAUCGAGAGAAUCAACGACUUCUUCGGGAGCUUUCUCGGCUGUCUCCGGCUCCCAGGUGGAGGAAAGCAGCGGGGCAGAAAGCCUGCAUGUCCACCAGCUCCCCUCUGAUCCACGCCUCUCACAGCGCCCUGAACAGGCAGCGAGAACAGCGACGCAUCGAGCGGGAGAACCUGGCUUUCCUGAAGAGACUGGAGCGGGUGAAGUCCACGCCGGGCCUGAGGCGGUCAGAGCAGCUGGCAGACUAUCAGCGCUACACCGGAUACCUGGGCGCUCCGUCAGGUCCGCUCUACAGAACCAGCGUGAAAAGACAGAGACGGAGCGGGACGACGUCCUCAGGAUUCACAGAUCCCAGACCAGUCAGCUCCAGAGCAGCUUUCACCAACACAGAGUCCAGCAGCACACCUGGACCCAGGUCCAAACAGCUGAGCGCAGCCCGACCCACCUGGUGCUGAGAGAAUAAACCCAGACCCAGUUUCUGUCAC
Nematolebias whitei (Rio pearlfish) is the source of this 1497-nucleotide messenger RNA. It is a transcript of the gene cfap97, whose product is annotated as cilia and flagella associated protein 97. The record is from RefSeq and is a predicted model, not a curated record. NCBI's taxonomy places the organism in Eukaryota, Metazoa, Chordata, Actinopteri, Cyprinodontiformes, Rivulidae. The coding region runs from base 166 to 1467 and encodes 433 amino acids. Gene Ontology annotation, biological process: spermatogenesis. The transcript is spliced from 5 exons.